AUGUUGUUGAUGUCAGUGAAAGCAGACAAGCACCACGGUUAGCAGAGGUUCUGACAUUCCAGUUCUUAAUAGUUUCAUAUGCUUUCUCAGCUGAUGUUAUUUGUAAAGAUCUGUUAUCCUUUGAUUUUUAUGUCAGUCGGUACUAAUAAUUUUAUUUUUGUGUGUGUUUUCAUAUCUCAUCAUUGGUAUUAUUUGUAUAUCUACUGUAGGCCCUCAAAUUCAAGAGGUUUUCUUUGUUGGGCUGGAGUGAUGGUGGCAUAACAGCACUAAUUGCAGCAGCCAGAUACCCAUCACUAAUCCAUAAACUUGUUGUCUGGGGAGCCAACGCCUAUGUGACGGAAGAGGACCUCCAGCUUUAUAAUGGUAAAAGUUGUGGUUCACCUACCAUCCUGUGUCAAUUAUACAAUACUGCCAAGUUCAGUUUUAAUGAAAUGUGUGGGGUUAUGUUUGUCAAUGUUUUUCCAGUUUGUGAGUAAUUUAUGACUGGCCUAUUUUUAUUUUUUUCUCUACUAUCCUUUCUUCCACGACCUUAAUGAAAGAUGAAUUUUCUUCAGGAAGUCCUUGUUGUAUUUUGACGAAAAGAGAGGGAUGGUUUUGCAUUUUUAAGUGGUUUCAAUACUGUCUCUGGUACAAGCCGUACAUUAAAUUGUAUCCCAACUAUGGCAAUGGUGCAUGGACAUAGGCAACCAGUGGCACUAAGGUCUCCAGGAUUGAUCGACACCAUGUGGUGCGGUGUAAAUGUUGCAAGCAUGGACACUUGAUAAGCCAUAACCGCUUUUUCAGGGGGAUUUGUGGCGUCAGUAUACAACAAACCGUUGAAGGGAAGAACAUGUUUAAAGGGACACUAUAGUCACCAAAACAACUUUAGCUUAAUGAAGCCGUUUUGGUAUAUAGACCAUGGCCCUGCAGCCUCACUGCUCAAUUCUCUGCCAUUUAGGAGUUAAGACACUUUGUUUAUGAACCCUAGUCACACCUCCCUGCAUGUGACUUGCAUAGCCUUCCUAAACACUUCCUGUAAAGAGUCAUCUAAGGUUUAUCCUUCCUUUAUUGCAAGUUCUGUUAAAUUUAGAUUUUCAUAUCCCCUGCUAUGUUAAUAGCUUGCUAGACCCUGCAAGAGGCUCCUGCAUGUGAUUCAAGUUCAAUUUACAGAGCAAGAGAUACAAUUGUUUAAGGUAAAUUAUAUCUGAUUGAAAGUGAAACCCUUUUUUUUUUUUCAUGCAGGCUGUGCCAAUCCCAGCCAGGGCAGGUGUGGCAAGGGCUGCAGAAACAAAGUGAUUUAACUCCAAAAUGGCAGUGAAUUGAGCAGUAAAACCUGAGAGGCAUGAUCUAUACUAAAACUAAAACUGUUUCAUUAAGCUAUAGUGUUCCUUAAAUGGAAGCAUAAGGUGUGGAGCGCGAUCUUGGCAGUUAGUAUUGAUUGUGGAUCAUAAACAUGAUUUGCUAUAGAAGACCGAAUUAGUAGAAGCAUUAUUAUGAAUAGCACAUUACAGAGAUAAUCUGGGUGGAAAGGAGCAUUGAUGCACAGAAUGUGUGAAUGGAGACUGAAAUGAAGUGAGAAACGUGUUUUAUUUUUCUUAUUUAUUCUUGUUAUCCGAGCAUGUUGUGGGGGCUGGAAUGGCCUUGUAUAGAGGCUGAUGUAAUGAGGCACCGCUGAUGUUGAUGAUGGAAUAGAGAGGAAACAGGAAGCUAAUGUGCAUGGUGAUGUUAUCGAAAGGUAAGGAUAGGAAAAACAUGGAAAGCAAUAGGAAAUACCCUGAAGUGACUAGGUAAAACAAACAAAGAUUGUCUGUAUAAAAGAAGAGAAAUGAAAAUGUAUUUGGCGAUUUUGGAUCUAUUUGUAGAUUUAUUUUAUAUAUAGAUAUAGUGGUAAAACAUGACUUGUAUGUUUCACUUCAUUGUUAAAUGAGGGACCCAAGCAAGCUAGCUGCUUGUACAGUUGUGUUACCUACUCGGUCCAGCAUAUGGUCAAACAGUCCUACAUUGCAGAAGUUCAAUAUGGAUUACUAUAGCAUUUAAAGGUGAAGUGGUAUAUUCUCUCUUCUGCAUACACUGCAUCCGCUAGUAAAAACUGUUAUUUAGGGCUCUUGUGCUGUUGUACUUAUUUUUUUUACUUCAAUCACAAACAUAACUCUGAACCAGCCUAAAGGUAGAGACUUAAAGAGUAUUAGAUAUAUGCUGUCUCCCAUGGAUUUAUCUCUUAAAAAACCACAAAGCAUUGAAAGGGUUAACUGUACAAUCCGCAAGAGUCCCAAGUAAUUUUUACACUUUUAAUGCAAUUCCGUUGGCAAAACAGGCACCACCUAUAACAAAUGUAUUAUUUAAAUUGGCUGCGAACAUGAUCUACCUUUUUAAAAUAGUAGUUUUGAUAUCCUUCUGGGUUUUUUUCACAGCUGUUAAAGAUGUGUCAAACUGGAGUGAGGCGAUGAGAAAACCGAUGGAGGAUCUGUAUGGAAAGGAGUAUUUUGCCAAGACAUUCAAAGCGUGGGUUGAAGCAAUGAGUAAUAUUACCAGCAAACCUGAUGGUAAAUGUUAACACAUAAGAAUUAAAAUAAGUGUAAAUCAAUAGAGUGUUUGUUUGGCGUGGGGCUCUUGUAGUGCCUACAGCCCAGCCACUCAUAUUCCACUUAUCUUUACACUAAUGCAGAACAAGUGUAGCACGAAAGCAGUGAAUAGUGAUGCUGUUGAGGGGGAAUUAGGAGCUAAGUCUUGUAUAUUUAGAUUUUUAGGUGGUGAGAGGCCAUCCUGAAAGAAAUGCCAGAUAAGGUGUUUCUGUGGUUCUUCCAAAAUAUAACUUUUAGCCUAUUUGUUGCAUUUAGUAAAACCUGCAUUAUUGACUUUGAAUUUAAAUACAUAUAUUUGUGCAAUAAGGCUAUGGAGAUGAUAGUUAUUUAAGAGCUAUUGAACUGCAGAAAAUAUUAAUCACAAAUGAUAUAAUUGGUUUAUACAGCAGGUAAUAUUUGUCGUCAUUUGCUGCCCUUCAUUGAGUGUCCAACACUUAUCAUACAUGGAGAGAAAGAUAUGAUGGUCCCAUCUUUUCACCCCCAUUUUAUCCACCAGCAAAUUAAAGACUCCAGGUGAGCAAGUUACAUAAAUGGUCUUUUCCUAAUAGCACUAUGACAAUAUUUGAUUGAAUUGAAUGCGAUAAAACAACAUUUUGAAAAAUACCGUCCUUUUCUUUUCCUGGCAAAUAUCCAUGUCAGGAUCACUCUAGUGGGUUAAGCUGGUCCCUCUCAGCUGAUAGGACAGGACAAUAAUUUAAAAUAAUGUAUGUAAAGGAUCCUUAAAACCAGCCUUCAGGAACCACUUUUCUUGGCACUUUAUAUACAUUUUAAAUUGUAGCUGUUAUUCAUCCUUGUAUAUUUGGUAUUGCUGCCGGCAUACCUUUCCUGUAGCCAAAGGGAAUUUUAAAGUUAUUUGAAAGAGCUGCUUUAGGGAGAAGGAUUUUUUUUUUUAUACAUAAUUUUAAAUUAAAGGGACACCGUAGGCACUGUAUCUGCUUCAUCUCAUUAAACUGGUUAUAGUGUCUGGAGUCUUCUGGUCCCAUCAUUUCUAUAAGCAUUAAACAGUUUUUAAAGUUUUAAUGCUAAAAAGAGUCCCCGGCAAUCCAUCCCCUCUGUGCUGCUUUGGCUAAUAAGGAAGUAUUAGCCUGAGCAGUAAUGGGCAGCUGUGAUUGGCUGAGAGUGUCAGCUGACUGCUUUUAGCCUGUCAGAGUUCCAACUGACGGUAUGAGUGGGUAUGACAACAAGGAAGUGUGUAAUCUCUGCCUUAGCUACACAUACUGAAGGGGCCGGACUGUGGGUGGCCAGGGACUCUUAUUUUGUGGAAUACUGCAUGAACAUGGUGCAACACUGAAUGGAGGGACAGUGCCAGGGUACUCCAGGCACUAUAACCAAUUCAAAGAAAUGAAAUGCUUAUAGUGACUACAGUGUCCCUUUAAGGGAGAAGGAUUCUUUUUAUACAAAAUUUUAAAUGAAUUAUUCCUGUCCUAUUAGCUGAGAGGAUGGAGCUUAACCUAUGAAACUGAUCCUGACAUGGAUUAGCCAGGAAAACAAAGUAUCUGUCAAUCUUUGAUGGCAUUCCUUAGUCCUUUGUUGAGGUUGCGUUAUCUGGGAUUCUUUGUGAUUGACAGUUUUGCACCAGUUACUAAAUAAGAGCUAGACAAGUGCUAAUGCCCCUAGCUGACUCUGUUGUGUUGCUAUUUGGCACCACAAGGAGGAGCAUUUAUCAUUUAACUUACCAAGCCCUUAGUGAAGCAUCUAGGUUUUCUUGCAUACAUACGCUGAUGUUGGCCCAUAGCACUUUAACAAGCAGCUUACAGGCAGUCAUCUUGUCUUCAUUACCAUUGGCUUAUUACAGUUAGUUAGAAAUCUUACAGAGAGAGAGAGCAAACCAGUGUGCCUUUAAAUUACAUAGGUUUACAUGCAACAUUGCAAAUAAAGGGAAGAAGGCAUGAAUCACUUGUAUUAUGAUGGGAGGGAGAGUUGAAUGUAUGUCAGGACAAGUCCCAGUUUUCUCUGACACUAAAACAGGAGAUCAGUGUCUGUGUGAUGUCAUGCUCUAAUCAAUACCCAUGAGCAUUGCAGAAAGCAUAUUAAUGCUAAUCAAUAGUAUAGGAAGGGCUGUAAAACCACUGUGGAGGAUUUUGGACUCCCUAUAUUCACUAUAUUUUCCAAAUAUAUUUAAUCUAUCCAUGAGAUGGUAGUUGAUCAUGCAAUAGGACCAUGAUACAAAACUGUGUUAAGUUAUCUUUGGGGAUGCAGAAGACAGGAAUUGCAAGGUUGGAGUACUCAAGGAACUCUCAUACUUAUUGGGAAAUCCAAUUUCAAAGACCAGGGUAAUCCAAAGAGCCAAACCAGAUAGUCCAACAAUAAGAAAUCAAGGGAAUAUUCUGAAAAAAAAUGAAGCCAGUGAUGAAGUUGAUAAUCCAUACCUGUGGUCAUAUAGCAAUUCAAAGAGUCACUUUAGGUAGCAUGGGUUCUAAGGGUUAUUCUCUAAAGUGAGAAUUCAAAUUGAAUUUCAAAUUUAAGGCCAGACUGGAAGCAAAUCUGAAUUAGAGCAUGUUUCCAUUUCUGCUAUUUUGACCUUAAAUUUGAAAUUAUCUUUGAAUUCUCACAUUAAUAUGUAACCCUGAAUGUGUUCAACAUAUAAGUAGUGUUUAUAGUUCACACUAUGGUAGCAUUAAUGCUUCUGAACACUAUUAAAGGAACACUUCGCAACAGUGAAGUUAUGUUGCCUUGAGGUCCUGGGCACUAUUUUGCCUAAAGGGGUUAAUCCACUUACGAAUGGUUAAACCCCUAAGUUGUAUAUUCAGCACUCACUAAUACUAACCUUAUGCACACUUUGAGGAAACUAGUGAUAGGCUGAGAGUGUCAGCUGAUUCUCUUAGUCUAUCACUGGUGCCCAGUCCAAGGCGUUAUCAUUGUAGCCAAGAACUUUGCUUGAAGAAGAAAGGCCUGCGAUGACAUGUGCCGUCUACACAACUUUGGGUUUAAACCAUUUGUAAAUGGUUUAACAUCUUAAAGGGACAUCCAUCACUAUGAGACAGUUGUCUGAUUCACAAGCUUUAGCUUUGAAAGAGACAGUUGCCUUACUCUGCAUACUAAAAAAAGACAGGUAAAUAUGACUUUAUUUUCUCCUCCAUGUGUACCUGCUGCUUCUAUCUUAUGGUUUCUAUACCAACUCCAGGGGGGACAAUGAUCUAACCAAUUGGUGCCCAUGCCUGACUGAUUUACACAUGUGCGGUUGAAAGAUCUCUCCAACUUGCAACAAACUGACAGGGAGAGAAUUGAUGAUGUCUGAUUAGUCAGACAUCUAAUUGGUCAUGUCUCAUGAAGGAGAUGAGAGGCACAAGAAGCUGCACUAUAUAUCAUUACAAUAAAAUAAACCUAGCUGUGGCAGCCCACAAGGAAGAAAAGAACAUGGAAAUUGAGCUAUUAGUCCAUCAGGUACCAAAGCUCCUGAGACCUAGAUAAUACUGAUCUUCAUCUUAUCUUAUGAUAGCUUACUUAGAUCCUGGAGGCCUACCCUGCCCUAUUAGAGAUAACAAAUAGACUUUUUUGACAUAGGGUAAUAAAAAGAUCACAGUAGAACCAAAGCAUAUCAUCAAGAACAUUCCAUUAUUUUGCAAUCAUUUUUAAGCACAAUUUUACAUUGAGCACAAUUUUCUUGUAGCUGAAAUAAUAUGGCCUAUGAAAACAGAGAUGAGAUCCUUAGAAGAUAAAACUUGAAGCUCCGAUAUAUGCUUGUCUAAAGCCAGAAUCCCUAGCUAACCAUGAUGGUGAGAAAUGCAGAGAAAUGGAUUCUAAAUACUCAAAAGUAGGUGUCUUCAGAGCUUAUCUACCUGAUUAGACAGAGACCAAGAUAAAAAAAAAAAACAUAAUCCUUGAAAAGGGAGUAGAAGUGAAAUGCUACCUGGCUUGGAAAAACUGUAUCCAUAACUGCAGAGAAGAAACUUACCUUUACAAUUUCAUUGUCUUCAGGAAAGGACAAGGUGGGUCUGGAUAAAGAGCUGGUCCUUGGAAGAGAAGGACUGAAAUUCUCUGGUAAUCACAUGUAAUUCUGUGCCUAGACUUAGAAAAAAGGGAACCCAUCGUUCAUUCGAGGAGAGGUGGAAAUACUUACUCCAGGAUGAAUUGUUAUAUGGAUAGUAGGGCGUUUGUAUUAAAAGACUGAGGGUCAACAUUUGAGAGAAGAACUCGACAAACUUGUUGUUGCGAGUCGCCAUAGAACCACAUUGGUGAUGCUGCGAGUAGCCAUAGACGGCUUAGAAGGCUUCAUUUGAUUGGUACCAAUCCCCAAGCCUACUACGGCUUGGCUGAGGAAGAUCAUCAUAGAAUACUAUUGUUAUACCCAAGAUGAAUAGCUGACAGAAUUCAAAGUUCUGUUGAGCCCAUGACCUCAGAGGUUCCAUGAUACUCAUUAUAUUGUGAAUCCGAGUAUCCCCUUGAUCAAGCAUGUCAAACUCAAAGGGUAGCACGGGCCAAAUAAACAACGUUUAAGUUUCUGUGAGCCGCAAAAAAAAAAAACUUACAUUUUCAUAGAAACAUAGGUUUGUUUUGAAAAGUACAGAAUAAAAAAAAAAAAAACGCAUCCCCCUCUACUAAACCCCAGUUCCCCCUGUGACAAACUAAGCCUCGUCACGUGUUCUUGGAAGGGCCGGCUGGUUGGCCUCUUACCAAAAGACUAUGGGCCCUUUAAAAACCUAUGUGAACAGACUUGGUUCAUGGGAUUUUAUAUUUGGUUUGGGAACCGAACAGCCACACAAACCGGAGACCACCAUGGAGCUUGUUAAGCCUAAUUGCUACUUUGUAGCAAUUUCCACUGCAGUGUUCUAAGUGUUAGUUUGGGUGGCCGCAAUUACUUUGGAUGACUACAAGGUGGCGGCCAUCUUGUUCGCAUGAAAGCAGGCAGCGGUGUUUGGGCAUGAAUCUCAUGGAACUGAAAACGGACACAGAAACUCCAGAACGCCGCUGGACUUCCAGCAUCACCUGCGUUCAUUUCUACAACACUUAGAAAGGCGCUGUUCAGUGGAAACGUUACCAUGUACAAAGGGAACAAGCUCCAGGGUAAGACUAUUGACUUUGUUCGGUAGUUUAUUCGUUUUUAAACUACCGAACUAGACUGACCGCAAUCCCUGAUUCUCUGGAACUUUUUGGGGCAUGGGACCAUGCGGGAGGUCGGUCAAAUUAUGACUUCCAGGAAAUUCCUGAACCACUGAACUGAUCUGGGUGAUUUUUGGAUGUAACUUUUGUGGGGAUUUUGUGUUUUAGGGUAUCUUUGUUUUGUUUUUUUAAAUUGUGUGUUUUGUGCCUGGAGAUAAUUGAGUUUAAUACAGUGCUUGACUCAAUUAUCUCCCAGGCAUAGGGGAGGGAUUGACCUAUUUUGUAUGGGAGUGUCCUGGUCCUGAGAGCCAAUGUAAUCGUGUGUAUGUUAUUACUGUAGUCUGCUCUCAGGUCCAGGGGGGAGUGCAUAAAAGGCCAGUUGUGGCAGCAAUUAAACAGAUUCGUUUUACCCUUCAUGAAGUCUAGGCUCAUGUUUGGGGGGAUUGGAGAGCUAUAUUCACUCUUGGGAUUGCUAUAAUCACUAUAAUCACAACGAUUGCUCUUGUAAAAGCAGCCUGCUUUGCUCUCUGGACUGGUGGGUGGAGGACAGUUAGAGCCCAACCAAGCUGCGGUGGUUUGUGGGGUUUAUAGUGGUUAUGGUGUCUGGUGCGGUGCUUAUGGUAGUCAAGGAUUACUAGGAAGCAGUGAUUGACGAAGGUACCCAGUCGGGGUGCCAGGCGGUCUGUCACACCCCCCUCUAUACUAGUUCCCAGUCCCCCUCUCUAUACUAAAUCCAAGUCCGACCGUCCCCUACUAAAUCGCAGCACCUCCCUCUACUAAACCUCGGCGCAUGUUUAAAAAAAUAAACAAUAGUAGCCAACAAGCAGACUCCACUCACUUUGCCACUGCCAGUAUGCGACUCUGGAGGCUAGCAACAGGUAUACCACCAAUGGCACCAUCCGCACACUGUGCCAAAGCAGAUCCUCCCGCUAUUCCUUGACCACCUGUGAAGGUGGAGCACGUUGACGUCAUGUCGGAAUGUGGCGUUGCGUGCCUCCAUGCACCUCCAGGUUCCCCACUGUCCAGCUGUGGCCAUCGCAACACUGACCAACACACACUCACUGACAGACACACGGUCACUCACUGACGGACGCACACGCUCUCUGACAGACACACACACACACUGGCGGAACUACCGGGGUCGCAGCUGAGACUGGGCCCGUUGCUCAAGGGGGCCCAGGUGCCCGCAGCCAUGUGUUCUGGCAUGCGCUGGAACCACAGUGAAGGGACCCAUCGAGUGACCCAUGCUGUUAGGGCCACCAGAUAGCAAUGAAUGACCCCAGGGAAGUCAAAACAUUUUGUAUAUGUGUUUGUAUGUAUGUAUGUAUGUGUGUGUGUCUUUGUGCAUGUCUGCAUGUUUAUCUGUUUGUCUGUAUGUGUGUGGGGGGGGGGGAUGUAUGGGGAGGCCCCAGGGCAAUUUUUUCACCUUGGCCCCAUGGUUUCUAGUUACGCCUCUGUGCGCACACACACUCACUCUCUGACAGACACACACCACACACACACUGGCAGUCAGACACAUUCUUGCACCCACAUCAUUUUGUUUAUUGUUCCGUACCUUUGGGAGUCGGUGUGAGGCCUCUCCCUGUAGGUAAGUGGGGAUCUUCUCUCGGGAGGUCUCCUACCUGCUCCCUCAUGCGCGCAGCAUAUUUUGGCACCCAGCAUCACUACAGAGGGCGCACGCGAGCAGUGAGGAGCAAGAAGACUGAGCUCCCUCACUGCCACCAGCAACUUCUCCUUCCCAUACAGGUACAUUUUAGCAGAGUAGUUACCUGCAAUGGGGGGAGAGCAGGUGCCUACUCCGCCUUAGUAAGCAUGUCAAACUCGUGGCUUGCCGUGCCGCAAAGAUAUUCAAGUGACAGCAGUCAGGAUCCCUGAAUCCCCCUGCACUCCUCCCCCCUUGUCAGUGUGGAUCAUCCCGGCAAACCCUCACAGGCUUUACUUGCCUAACUCCAGCAUAAUCGUGCAUCUUGUGUGCUCCUCUUGCACACGCUCGGUCUUGCCAUCUGAAGAUCGCAGACACCUUACCUGCUGCCACUACACGCUGCCUGCAGGAGACGAUCCUAAAGCGACUAGACAACCUCUUUCGUGAAUUAUGGCUGAAAUUGAAGCUCAGACAGGUUCAGAUUUUGGAGGAGGGAAGGUGAGACAGCAUUCCUCAAGUAUCACCCUCCGAAGCUCAGCACCCUAUGGCUUGCUUUGAUCGGAGGCCAUCAUUUGCUAUCUGUCAAAGGGAACCACAAGUCCACCUACACUUCUGGAGGAAGCUGUCCUCCCAGCUACUUGUGCCUCCUCCCCAAGCUCCACACAACCACUCACCUGGGAGUCUUCCCCGACCGCUUUGGAUCCGAUCUGUGGCACUGGAAGAGUGCGCAGAAGGCGGAAGAAACAGUGCCUGCAGCUCACGAGUGGCGUGGGGUACAAGCCUGCAUCGGAGCUAGGCGCAUUCAGAGCCAGCGAGAGCCUCAAGCACGAAGCAGCAUGGAGAGGAAAGCAAAAGGAGCCGGGGGAGGUAACCUACUAUCUGAGAACUGCAUUGACCACAGCUCUGCAAAUAAGCCAUCCAAAUCACCAUUCUCUGGGCCUGCAUCCUGCCCUUAGCAGGCAUAGGCUGAAUACCCAGAGAUGAACAUUCUACACAUCUUACCACCACACUCAGCCAGGAGGCAUCAUGGUGGGGUUAAGAUGCUCUAGCUCCUUAGCUUAAUUCUCUGUAAUGGCAUGUCCCACUCCACCUUCCCCCCACCUAAUAAAUGUUUUAUUGUUUAGUUGAUAACACACACUAUGUCCCAUUGUAUCGUGGACAUUUACCUCUGGAACCAUCUGGGGUGGCACCACACUCAUGCCUUUAGCCUUGCAUAAUUUACUACAAUUUACUAUAUUCCGGUUUGCAGUAUACUUAUGCAUAUGUUUACUGUCCUUACUUUCUUAAUUAUAAAAUGUGAUGACUACUCUUAAGAGCUAGGGUUUUACCGUACACUGUCUCUAACUCGCUUAACUGAAUUGUCCUAUGCUGGUAAUAAUUAUAUUGUACUAUUUGUCGCCAUCACAAUAAAAAUUUGAUUAAAAAGAUAAAUAAAAAAUAUGAUCCCUUACCCCAAUGGCUGAUGUCUGUAGAGAAAACACACCAAGGAAUCUCUCCCAGUGGAGGAAAAAACAAACCCAAUUUAUUAGUAACCACUAUAUUGGGGACUGGCAAACACUAGCUGGAAUCCUGAUUGGCUGUAGAAGAAUGCCUGAACUGGAGAAGAAAUGCCUUGAAAUAUCCUCAUACUCCACUGUGCACACUUGUCAACUUAAGAGAAGACAUGGCCUCCAGGAGGUUCGUCACUUUGUCUGUCAAGGAAACAUAGACAACCAACAUUCUCUGUCCUUGCAAAAGAUCUGUUGGUCCUGAGAAAGUCAAACUGUACAAGUUCAGUGGUGAAAAGGCCUCCCAGAUUUGAAAUAGACUUGGGGGAGAGUCAAAUAAGUUAGGUGGCAUUAAUCUUUCAGGUAUUAAGAAUAAGUAACUAAUACAAAGCCAAAAGGAAGUUUAGUGAGAAGAUCUUUGGUUUGAAAUGCUCUUCUGGACUAUGAUGUUGGGGCAGAAAAAGCCUUGUUACCUUCUGCUGUUCUUUGAUGCAUACAUCCAUGUUUGCCAAACAGCAUAUCACCUGAAACUUCAAGGACGGAUCUUUGAAGAGGCCUCUGCGUAUCAAGAUCUAAUCGAAAGAGCCUUUCAAGUAGCGACAGAAAGGCCAUCUUUCUGGCUCGGGCAUAAAUUAUAUCAGUUGAAGCCUCUGAGGUAAAGACCACCAUAUUGCCACUGCUGGAUGAAAAGCUUGUGCCAGCUGCCACAUAAGCUUUAAAAAGGUUAAAAUCCAUACUUUAGUCCACAGAGCCUCACAUAGAACCUGCAAUAUUAACAAGAAAAGUGGUAUUUUGGUUAACCUUACCACUGCAGUGUCCAAUUAGGGGUAGAGUCCAAGAAGAAACAUCAAAAGUUUUAAAUGAAAAAGACUUGAAGUAGUAGACCAUUCAUCUGGAAUUCAUAUCUGGACUCCUGAUAAUAAAAAGCUUAAGAAUAUAUCCUGCUGACUUAAAAUGGUUCAAAAUCAAAAAAGAAAAAAGGGCAAUAUGUCUUUAUAUGCACUACACCUUUAAAAUUGUCCAAUAGCAAUAAAAUAAUAAAAGCCAAAAAGGGCUUUAAAAUAGAACAAAACCCUCACCAAAAUGCUUUAAAGAAAAAAAGCUCAAUAUAACACCUUGAAGGAAAAAACUAUUUUGGAUCUUAAAAGCAUGUCAUAGAUGAUGAUAUAAUGCUCGUAAGAGAAACACAACUGUGCAUGCACGCAUCGACACGCAGACAGCAACAUGGCAGCUCCUGAAGCCUAGGGAAGGGGCAUGUGUGCCCACAGGACCACCAUGUGUGCAUUGUGUUUGUGUGAUAAGUGACUGUGUGAGUAUGAGGGUUACUGUCCAUGGGGAUAGUGACUGUGUGUAUGAGGGUGAUUGCCAUUUUUUAAUUAUAUUUUAUGAUUAUUUAGUGGAGUCCCCUCCUGCUUAACUUUUCUACAGUGAGGUGGGCUCUUGAUUCCCUGAUUGUCCGUUGGCCUCUGAAUGCCCCGUGGCUGCGAGAGCUUCUGCAGAGAGCUGCUUCCAACUGUCGCCUUUGGAAUCUUUGAAAAUAUAUCCAAUGACCAUUGAAUGUGACAGCUGCUUUAAAGGGACACUCCAGGCACCCAGACCACUUCUGCCCAAUUGGAGUGGUCUGGGUGCCAACUCCCACCACCCUUAAUCCUGCAAGUGUAAUUAUUGCAGUUUUCAUAAACUGCAAUAUUUACCUUGCAGGGUUAACUCCUCCUCUAGUGGCUGUCUACUAGACAGUCACUAGAGGGCACUUCCGUUUGUAUAGCACACAUUCUGUGUGCUAUAGUGUCACUGGACAUCCUCACGCUAUGUCACUGAAAUACCCAUAGGAAAGCAUUGAAAGCAUUUUUCAAUGCUUUCCUAUGGGGAAAUCUAAAGCUUGUGUGCGGCAUUGCCGCGCAUGCACUUUAGGUCUCCCCUGCCGGCUGGCGUCGGCGGAGGAGGAGCAUGGACGGACCCUGAACCAGCGCCGAGGGACAUCGGCGCUGGAUAUAGGUAAGUCACUGAAGGGAUUUUAACCCCUUCAGCAACUUGGGAUGGCUGGGUGGGAGGGAGAGGGGACCUGCAGUGCCAGGAAAACGGUUUGUUUUCCUGGAACUGGAGAGUCCCUUUAAGAAAGAAUAGUUUAAAAUUAUUGUACUGAAAACAGUGUAAGAGAAUGGGCAGAUUCCUGUCUAAAGGGGUGACACUAGAUACAAUCAUGUCGUACUUUUUUAAGCUAUGAAUUGAACUUUGAAUCUACUAUUUAGGAAUAUAUAAAGGAACACUAAAGCAUUUGGAAUACAGAUAGAUACAAAAGGAAUUACAUUUUUUGAAGCAUCGAGGCUCACUCAGUACUGCCUACUUCUCUGCCUUGUGCAUCAUCAAAGAGGAAUGAUUCUAUGCAUGUGACUGCCACGCGAGCAUCCAAGUUUCACUAUAGGAAAGCAUUUUAUUCAGUGCAUUCAUAUAGGCUAUUGCUUUACGUGACAACCAGUGAGUUAGAUUUAAACAUGUAAACAUGGCACUGAAAAAUCCUGUAUAUACUUUUUUUUUUUUUUUUUUUAAGUUCAAAUGGCUUUUAUUUGUGUCAUCGAAAAUGUACAACAGUGCGAUGGGAUUGCAAAAUAGGAGACACGCAGGUCUUGCAAAAUCGGGAACAGCAAUAUGAUUAUAAAUGAAUGUAAACCUAAACAAUAUUAACUGUUAGAAGGUAUUACAGUAUCAGUAUCAGUAAACACAACAUGUUACAUGCAUUCAAUAUGCAGACGUCUGCAUCUUAUGGUCAUACAUUAAGGGGUGAGUGUGUCACCUCUGGGUGAGCCAGGUAUUGACUGUGUAGUAUGUGGUCAAGAUUCGUCUGUUAUCAUAAUGAUUGCAUAUAGCCUAGGAGUAUCUUCUAGGCGGGUAGGGGCCACUAUAGCGUCUGUGGUAUAGCUAACCUGAAAGUUUAAUUCGUAGGGGGGACUCAUCAUCCCAUAUAAUAUUGCUAGAUAGUGGGUUUCCAUUGGGUCUUAUUACCUUUGACCGCGUACACCUUGCGCAGUUCCUGUUUUGUCGUACAGGUGGUAUGAUCAGUUGGGUCAGUCUAGAGUAGUGGGUGGUAGCGAGUUAGCGGAGCAUCCGUAUAACACCUGACACCCAAGCCUGCCAUACCCUCCUGUUUGGCUGCGGUUGAGACUAGUGCGCACGGUCAGUGAGGUCAGACUCUUGCGCGAGGGCAGGGAAAGAGAGCAAGUGGUGUAGAAAGGAGAACACGAAGACAGAGGAGGAUGAGGAAGAGAGAGGAAAGAUUAAAAAAAAAAAGGGAGGGGGGAUUCCGAGGAGCACCGGCGUUGUGCCCGUGGUAUUCUUGGAUCCAUGGUGUUCCGUGCAGUUCGGUGUCACCAGCUCUGGGGCGCGGUUGGAGGGUCCCAGUCCCCGUGCCCCGUCCCGCCAUGUAGGCCAGCCACGGCCGCCCCCUCUCAACAUGUUUCGCAUCCAUACCUAUCAAGAGGCAUGUAUCGAUUCCGCCCUGUAUAUCUCCUCCACCCCUUCCAUCCAUAGUCCAGUCGUCGGGGUUACAUCUUGCUUCCAGUGCAGCGGAAUCAAAGCCUUGGCGGUGUUCAGCAGGUGUCGGAGUAUGGAUUUUCUAUAUACCCCGAUGGUGUCUGUUGUAGAGUGUAGGAGAGCUGCCUUUCUGUUGAAUCUGCCGUCCGUCCCCAGUAUUUCCUCCGUUCGUCGUUUGAUAUGUAAGAUCGUUCCUUGUCCCUCUCCGCAUCUCCAGCAUGUGUCGGGUACUGCCGGGAAGAUUCUGUGCAGGCUUUCGGGUGUUCUGUACCAGAACGAUAGGAGCUUAUAAUUGGUUUCCUGAUAGUUGGAGCUAGAGGAGCAUUUGUGAUGUAGGACCAGGAUCUUUUCCCAUUGCGUUGCGGUGAAUGUGGUACCUAGAAUGCGUUCCCAGCGUCUGCGAAAGGUGUCUUCGUUCUCCAGGUGACCUACAAGGAGGUAUUGGUAAAUGAGGGAUGUUGACUUGGCUAGGUUGGUCCUUAGGUCACAGAGUGCCUCAAACCACGUCAGGUCUCUAUGUAGGGCUUCUCUGUGCGAUAUGGUUUGGUAGAAAUAUGUCAUUUGUGUGUAGCGGAAGAUUUGCAUUGUGGAUGGUUGGUCGUUGUCUAUCAAUUCCCGUAGUGGUAGUAUGCCUGUGUUAUUUAGCAUCUUAUAGAUGGGGAGGGAUUCUUCCCCACCUAGGAUACUCCAAAAUGUCGGCGGUAGCCCAUCUCCUAUCUGGCGGUUAUAUGGUAGCUGUAUCAUCACACUCGGUGUUUGAGACAGCUGUGGAAUUCUUCUGAUGCUGUCCCACUUUUUUACCGUCUGUGCCACAGUGGAGGUGCAGUCUAGUGGCAUCAGCGGGGGUCUCUUCGAGUUAGUGAGUGUGAUGAGAAGUGACGACCCCAUGUGGUUCUUAUCUAGUUCAAUCCAUUGUUUGUGUGCUGGGUGAGUAUGCCAUUCCAAGACCCGUUGUAGCACUGUAGCAUGAUGGUAUUUGCGGAGAUCCGGGAGUGCUGUUCCACCCCAAGCUCGUGGCAGGCAUAGGAUUUCUUGUCUGAGUCUCGCCUGUCCCCCACUCCACACGAAUCGUAUCAUAGCGGUCCUGAAGCGAUUGAAAGUAUGCUGUCGGUAGGCCUAGAGGUAUUGUUUGGUAGAGGUAUAGGAUCUGGGGCAGUAUGUUCAUUUUCAGGAUCGCUAUACGGCCGAACCACAAAAUAUAUGGUUAUGACCACGUCUGUAAAUCUCGCUGUAUUUUUUUUGUAGCAAGGGUAGGAAGUUCGUCCGAUACAUGUCUCCCAGAUCCCUGUUAAGGGCUAUGCCCAGGUAUUGCAUGUGGGUCGGGCACCAUCUAAAUGUACCUCACAUUUGGGUAUGUUCAGUUUAAAUUCCGAUAUCUCCCCAUAGGUCUCAAAUGUUGACAUCAAGUAUGGUAGGGUGGUAUUGGGUUUGUUGAUAAUAAAUAAAAGAUCGUCUGCAUACGCCGCUACUUUGUGGGUAGUGCCCUUGUCGGAGAAUCCUAGAAUCUCAUCUGUUCUGCGCACCACCUCCAGGAAUGGUUCAAGGGUGAGGGCGAAGAGCAUAGGGGAGAGCGGACAUCACUGCCGUGUUCCGUUCCGGAUCAGAAAGGGUUCGGUGAGGGCACCGUUCCCUCUUACUUUGGUACUUGGGCAAUGAUAUAGUGCUCCUAUCCACUUCAUUAUGUUCUCCCCGAAGCCCAUCUCCUGCAGCGUAGCCAUAAGGAACGACCAAUUUACCCGGUCGAAUGCUUUCUCAGCAUCUGUGGAGAGUGAGCCAGGUGUUGGAUGGAUUGGACCCUAAGAGAGCUACCCCUGGCCUCGCGUCCGGGUAUGAAUCCCGCCUGAUCUGGGUGGACCAGUUUCGGCAGUAGGCCUCCGAUCCUGGUGGAUAAUAUCUUGGUCAGUAGUUUUACAUCCACAUUGAGUAGGGAGAUCGGUCUAUAGUUGCUGCAUAUUUCGGGGUCUUUCCCUGACUUCGGGAGAACAGUGAUUAUAGCUGCCAGUGACUCCUGGUGGAAUUGAGCGUCCUCGAUGAGAGCAUUGAAUGCAUUGGUAAGUUUUGGGAUUAAGAUGUGUUGGAAUUUCUUAUAAUUUUCUAGGGUGAAGCCGUCUGGGCCCGGCGCACGACCUGUUUUAGCUGCUUUGAUCACUCCCGCCACCUCCCCCUCUGUUAUCGGGACCUCCAAGUCCUCUGAUUCCCCUCAUUGCAGUCUCGUCCCCACAUAGGUUUCACUGUAGUUCCUAUACGCUGUCUCAUUUGGUUGUGUCGGUUGUGGGACAUUAUAUAGUGAGGAGUAGUGAGAAAUUCCGAGGCAAUCUUAUCAGGAAAUUGUGUGAUUGUGCCAUCAGCUUGCCAUAGUCUGUUGACCUGGGCUAGUCCCUGAGGGCCUUUAAGCAUCCUGGCCAGUAGCCUCCCACCUUUGUUAGCAUGUUGAUAAAAGAAGGCCUUCGAGCGUUGCAAUGAACGGUAGUGACGGGUCGUCUCAUGUGUUUGAAGCUGUCUCCGGGCUUCCAGUAGCUCCGCGUAUGUCGACUCGAGGUGUGAUCUUUUAUGCUGUGUUUCACGUGUAGAUAUGUGUUCCACAAGGUCGGUUAUUUGUCGUCGAGAUUCUUUUCUCUUUUUGGAAGCCAGGUGCAUCAGUGUGCCUCCCAGAUCGUGGUUGCAAUGUGGUCUUCUGGUGCGUUGAGCGUAAAAUAUGAAUUGAGUUCUUAAGAGACCUGUCCUCUUACUGUUAGGUCAAGCAGUAGCGAGUCUUGGAGCCUCCAUGCCCACAAGGUUGGGUGCAUCCUUGGGGAAUCUAUCUUCAGAAUGACUGGUCCAUGGUCGGACCAUUGUGCAGCUCCUAUCUCCACUGUUUGAAUUGUCGUUAAUUGUUCUUGUUGUGUGAAUAUAUCAUCUAUUCUCGAGUCGCGUUUGUGGCUCGUGGAGUAGUGGGUGCUUUCCCUGUCGUUGGGAUGCAUUGCGCGCCAGCAAUCCACCAGCCGAAGGUUCUGUAAGGAUUUCAGUAUAUUUCGGAGAGCACCUUAAGUUAUGCAGUGGUGUCCUGUAGACAAGUAGGUGGGAGGGUGUAGUGGUACGUUGAAAUCUCCGCCUAGGAUCAAGGUUCCUUCUGUAAAGGAGUAGAGCCUGAGGAGGGUUUUGCGUAUGUAUUGUGCUUGGUUAUUGUUUGGGACGUCGAUUUUUGCGAAAGUGUAUCGUCUAUCUUGAAUAUCUCCUUUAAGGAAGAGGUACCUGCCAUUUGCAUCCGACAGUCGGUCUGCUUCGCGGAAUUGUAGCUUCGCCUCUAGGAGGAUAGCUACCCCGGCCCUGCGGGCUGUUGGAUGGUUACUACAGGCGGCAUUGGGAUAGUGCUUACUUUUCAGCAUUGGGGCUGCGCCCUCUUUGAAGUGCGUCUCUUGCAGGAAGGAAAUAGAUAUACGUCUGAUGUAGAGGUCCCGUAGGAGUUGUGUCCUGCGCUCCGGGAUGUUGAGACCAUGGCAGUUCAAGGAUAAGAUUCGGUAUGGGUCGGGCUUGUAUGUCGUGAGAGGGCGAGGGUCUACGGCGAUUCCCCCCGGCAUCGUGUCCCACAUGGGCGGGGGGAGUGGAGAGAGAGCGAGAGAGGGGGAUGAAAGAAGAAAAAAGAAGAGAGGGUGGGGAAAAAAGGGGGGGGACGGGUGGAGGUGUUGAGAGAGCUUGAAAAAUUGAAGCUCUUCACUCUCCUUCCCCUUCCAAGCAACGUUACCUCAGUUAGAAUUGAAGUUAGUAAGUGAGAAGUAGAGUGCUCGCCUCUGAUGAGAGACGGAGAUUACACCUAUAUGUAGGUGUCAAGUAACCCUCCUAGGAGGGAGUUUUCAUGUGACCACUGCAGCAAGCAACAGUCGGGUCUGCUAGAACAAGUCCAGCAGCGUCCAACUACCGCUUCCCCGUGGGAAGGGUUUGUUCACACGAAUAUGUUCGGGGUUAGUGGGUGUGUCCGGCAAGCAUCACCACUCUGGGUGAUUCCUCUUCUAUGUGAAGAGUUAGAUUAGAAUCGUGGGCAACCUACAGGUGCUCUGCCACCUUGUCAUGAGUCAUAUGUCACUUACGUGGAUUAGUGUAUACAGUGAGUUGUAUCGUCUGCAUAUGUCGUCUUUUUAGGAGACACGGUGUGGCCUUGGUGGGAGCUAACCUUGCCUAUAUCACAGUCCCCUGAGGGGGCAGUAUGAGUCCGUACAGAUCGUCAUGCAUUGCUGUAUGGUGAGGCGGGGAGAGAGCACAUCGUAACUUCAGGCUGGGGGGUUUAAGCCUGUAAAUAGGGGUGUCUGCCCGUGAGGGUCAACGAUCCGAUCAAGUUGUGCGUGUCCAUUGCUCAUCGUAAGGUCCAACGUGACACGGGGGUGUCGGGAGGGGGGCCAAGUCAGUAACCUGCAGCAGCUCAUGCUGUGUUUUUUGUAUGACACGGGUUGUCAGUUGUCUAGGAGGUGAGCUAGGCCAAUGUUAUCUGCCUACCUGAGGUGGGGAAGGUGCAUACACGUCACAUGGGAAAAUGCAUAACAUACAUGACAUUUCACCCAUCAUAUUGAGGCCUAAACUUGAGAUAGUCGGGUAUAUAAAAGCCUGUAUACAUGUACAUGGUAAAGUGCAUAUUAUACAUUACAUUUCUCCCUUUGCGUGUAGGCCUGGAUUUGAUACAAUUGGUUACAUAAUGGCCUGUAUACAUUCCACAAUUCCUAGGGUUGCCCCCACUCCACUCGCACCUACGCCCAUGUGGAGCAUGGCUAUCUGUUUGUUGUUCAUUUUUUCUAUUUUCCUUUUGUUUUCCUUUUUUCUCUCUCCCCCCCCUUCUUUCACCUUUCUUAUUUUUAUUUUUUAUUUCCUCUUCUCUUUCCCCCUCCCUCCUCUUCCCCCUUUGUUUUUUUCUCCCCUUUCCCCUUUCCCCCCAUCUCCCCUUUCUUUUUAUACUUUUAUCCCUUUUUUAACAUUUAUUUUUAAUUUUUUUUAUUUUUUUUAUUAUAGGAUAAUGAUUCAUGUAGACUCUCUCACCGUCCCCCUGUAUAUUGAGCUUCCCAAUCCGCCCUCUGUCCCCCCCCAUCCCCGCAUAAACCUGUAGUAGUGUGUCCUGCAUUCCGCCAAUCAUGGUCAGUCCGGGCGUAGCCAAAAGCUGGAAGGGUUCAGGUGUAGGGGGCAGUAGCUUAGAAGGCAGAUGUCCCAUGUCUCGUGCUAGUUACAGCCAUCGUCCUCAGGUGACAGAGCCCCUCCAAGCUAGUAAUGCCCUCCCAAAAGAGCCCAGCCAGCUCCAGGAGGAAGAAAAAGGGAAAAAAUGUGGGGGCAUGUGGGGUCCAAGUCACCGUAGGAAAGACAUGAGGGGGUGAUAGACCAUUAUCUUGACCCCUGUAGUGAGACAUGGAAGCCUCCCACCCGGUCUAUGGUAGCAAUAUGGGCAGAUCUAUCCCCGUCCCCCUCCCAAAGAGAAAAAAGGAAAAAAAAUUACAAGUGGCAGUCCAGGUGCCCACCCGAGCCAGUCGGCCAGCCUGCCGUGGCUAAGGUGUAGCUUAUGGGUCGCCUUUCACUAUAAUUCCUUCCUGUGCAGACCUGCUGGACCAUUGGGGCACAGGUGGGCUUGUUCCUGGCUGUAGCCAGCUAUUCUUCUGGGUAAGUCAAGGGGGGGGCAUGAGGCCCAGGUGGUUCUCCCUGGAGUCCCUCCGUGUUUGCCGGGGUGGUCUCUGGGUUCUCUAUCCAGUGGUUCCAGGAUCCAGUCCGGUACAGCUAUAGGUGUUAAAUCCAGACGCUACCGGAACCGUGGGAUUUCAUCCGGCCAGUGUGCGGCUACCCACUCAUUGCGGUGGCGCACCUGUAUGCUGAAGGGGAAGUCCCAUUUAUAUGGAAUAUUGCAUUCCCUGAGGGCAGCUGUUAUGGGUCUGAGGGCUCAUCGUGCUUCUAACGUGGCAGGGGAGAGGUCCUGGUAUAGAGAGACCUCAGUGCCCUGGUAUAGUCAUGUGAUCCGUGUUCUGGCGGAGCGCAUUAUGCGUUCCUUUAGGGGGAAGGAGUGAAGGCAGCAAAUGAGGUCUCGGGGGUCCCCUUCCCAGAGUCUGGGUCUCAGGGCCCUGUGCGCCCGUUCAAAGCGUAUCUCCGCUGGCACUUCUCCCCCUAGUAUCUGUCGGAACAGCCCGGUCAGCAGGACUUCCGCAUUCUCUUUUCCCUCCUGCUCAGGUACCCCUCUUACCCUGAUGUUGGAGCGGAGGCUGCUGUUGUCCAGGUCCUCCACUUGACGGCGCAGGGCCAGUAGCAUGCUGCCCUGUCUUGUUAGGGCUGUGUCAGCACCUGAUGUUUGGCGCUGCGUGAUCUGGGCCUGUGCUUCCAGAGCCUGUAUCCAGCUGCCCUGCGUAUUUAUGUCGGUCCUCAGUGCAGUCUCUGCUGAGGUGAGGGAUGCUGUGAGGGUAGAGGUAAGAGACUGCAGGUCAGCUUUUGUGACCAUGGUACUUGCCAGGCAUCUGAUCUCUGCUCCAAUAUCUGCCAGCGUGGGCUGCUCCUGGUCUGAGCUGGAGGAGGCCGGGGAAACGGGCGCCAUUUCGGAUCCAUGUGCCUCGCGGUUAGGCCUCAGCGGGGUUUAAAUGAAUCCGUCCAUCGGGCCCGAGGAGGGUGACCGGGGUGCAGCCCUGCCGGUCUGCGGGUGCUCCGCUUGCUUUGUGCGGUUAGUGGCUAUUAGUAGCGCGGUGGAGAGGAGCUCUGGAUUUAGGUGGCCAUGCUCCUGUAUUUACAUUUUAGGGUUAAAAAGACGAGGACCAUUGAGGUGAAAUAGUCAUGAAUAUUGUCAUUCUAAGCAGAGCUUUUUUUUUUAAUUCUUCUUUUUAUUUAUUUAAAAACUAAAACUACAGGCAGAUAACUAUUAUAAAAUGUAUCAUUAUUGAUGGGACACUAUAGACACCCAGACCACUUCAGCUCAUUGAAGUGUUCUGGUUGCUGUGUCCCUAUUGCAGUUAGACCUGCAAUGUAAAACAGUGCAGUUCCAGAGAAACUGCAAUAUUUACAUUGCAGCACUAAGUCUGCUCUCAGUGGCUGUCUACAACACAGCCACUGGGGGGCGCUUUCUGGAUCCAAAUGGACCUAUGAUUCGGUAACUGACCCUGGACGUCCUCACACUCUGCAUGAGGACAUCUAGCAUCAGGUCUAAUAUACUUAAGGCAUUUGUCGCACAUGCACAUUAGCGCCCACUCUCGCAAGACGUCGAACGACGCAGAGCCACGACCCAGGGCUGAGGGACAUCUGUGCUGGGAUCAGGUAAGUAAAAAAAAAAGAAAAGCGUUUUAAUCCCUUUAGCGUGGGGGCUGGGGGGCAGAAGGAGCUAUAGUGCCAGGAAUACAGCACCAGUUCUUGCCUGUUAGCCAUUUUUCCAAAAAAGAAACAAGUACAUUUUGAGAUUCUGUCUAGAAAUUGAAUAGACACCUGACCUAAGCUGGUACAUUAGAUUAUACAUUUAGACAAACUCCUAAAACCUAUAUGUGUAAAAACACACAUUAGUCAGAACAUGACUGAAUGCUUUUUGUGGGAAGAAAGUGUUUCAAACCAAAUUGCAAAUCUUUUACAACCCCUUAAAGGUGAUGACUGAGACUCUUAAAUGCAAGUAAUUUUUAAUGUUCUGUUAUCUCUAGUAAGUAUAAGUUUUAUUUUUUCAUUUUAGAAGUAACUUAUGUAAUUUGAUCAGUUUGCACUUAGGUGUCUGAAUUUCUUUAAUGAUACAAGUGUGUCUGAUUCGCCUAGAGCUCUUUGUUCAUCCUACUUGAAUCCUUGUCUGCUUCUGUGUUCCUGAGAAACUGGUUUAAAUGAGAAAAGGAAUAUUGGAAGAAAAAGAAUAAAGGGAUAUUCUAAGCACCAUAACCACUACUGCUGAUUGUAGUAGUUAUGGUGCUAUAAGAGUAUGGGUGUCACCUGCUGGAUUUCUGUCAAACUGAUUUAAAGCUGAUUGAUAGAAACCAGGUCUCUCUUUCACACCCAUAAUGAUAUGAUGGAGAAUGCAGGAACAUAUCCUGUGGCUGCCUCUCAGCCUAUAAAGCAUAAUCUUUGGUUCUGCUUCAUGUCUGCUAUGUAUUAAUUAGUAGCUAUUUUGGCUGUUGUUUUUCCUUUGGUUUUCUCUCUAUAGUCCCAAACUCUCUCUAGUUUUCCUGUGUCGUCACCUGAAUCACAGAUGUGGCUCCAUGAAAUGCAAUGUGGAUGUGGACUUGCAGGUGCUCUUUAUGCCAAAUGUGUCCUCCUUUUUUGCAUUUUACAAAAAGUGAACAUUUCAGUAGAAAUUGGCAAUUUUAUAAAUACCCUUGUUGCACUCCCAAGUUAUUUUCAGAUAUACCCUCAAUGCACAAAAAAAAUGCAUGCAUGUUUUCAUUGGGGAUAUAUCUAUUACAUAGUGGUGUUUAUUUUUGUAUGCAGAAUCUAUUUUAACCAUAGAAGGUGAUAAUUUAAACACAGUCAAUAAUAAGAGAAAUGUGACAUUAAUAGCGUGUCAUAUUCAGGAAUCAGCCUAGCGUUUGCUGUCAGUGUUUUUGUAAUAAGUACAUUGAUUUUCCAGGUUGCAUCUGAUGCCAAAUGGCAAGCACAAUCUUCAUCUACGAUAUCCAGAUGAAUUCAAGAACCUAGUGGAAGAUUUUCUGUGUUGA
Pelobates cultripes (western spadefoot toad) is the source of this 22864-nucleotide messenger RNA. Lineage: Eukaryota; Metazoa; Chordata; Amphibia; Anura; Pelobatidae. The record is from the annotation of a GenBank genome assembly.